GUGGCUUCCAUACCUUGGUUGGGACAACAUCCUGUCGAAUUAUAUCGUCAAAGCCCCCGUAUCUAUUAUCUGCGUCUGAAGUGCAUUGCAAACAUCGAUCGUUUCAUUGAUUUGUACACCAAUGUAUCACGUAAAAUGGAUAGUGUUUUUGAGACAUAUUUAGGUCCGGAUGGUGUUUUGGCAGGGGCGGUGGUGGGUGCAGUCGCAGGAGCAACGGGUGAGCCCGAUGAUAUACCCAAUGUAAAUACCACGGUUUGGAUAUUGGGUAAAAGUUAUAAUGCCAUACAAGAAUUGGAAUUGAUACGUCGUGAUGUUCAAUCACGUUUGUGGUGUACAUAUCGGAGGGGAUUUGUGCCACUUGGGGAACCCCAGCUGACGACAGAUAAAGGUUGGGGUUGUACAUUGCGUUGUGGUCAAAUGGUAUUGGCUCAGGCAUUGAUUGAUUUGCAUUUGGGUCGUGAUUGGUUCUGGACACCCGAGACCCGGGAUCAGACAUAUUUGAAAAUCGUAAAUCGUUUUGAAGACUCAAGGAAAAGUUAUUUUUCCAUACAUCAAAUUGCCUUAAUGGGAGAUUCGGAGGAUAAGAAGGUGGGCCAGUGGUUUGGCCCGAAUACAGUGGCACAGGUUUUGAAGAAACUAGUGCGUUAUGAUGAUUGGUGUAGUCUAAUGAUACAUGUGGCAAUGGAUAUGUCAAUUGUCUGCGAUGAAAUCAUGUCCCUUUGCUUGGAAAAUCCCCAAAAUGAUGAAUCCUGGAAGCCACUGCUUCUUAUUAUCCCUUUGCGUUUGGGUCUAAGCGACAUCAAUCCGAUUUAUAUACCAGCUUUGAAGAAAUGUUUUGAAUUGGUUGGUUUUUGCGGCAUGAUUGGUGGCCGUCCAAAUCAGGCAUUAUAUUUUAUGGGCUAUGUCGAUGAUGAGGUAUUAUUUUUGGAUCCUCACACAACACAAAGAUGUGGUUCGGUGGGCCAAAAAACCACCCAAGAUGAAAUUGAAUUUGAUGCAACAUUUCAUCAGAAAUAUGCUGGACGAAUACCGUUUACACAAAUGGAUCCAUCAUUGGCGGUGUGUUUCCUAUGUAAAACGCGUAUAUCAUUCGACAUACUGCUGGAGGAUUUGAAAACAAAAGUUCUGACAGCAAGUACUCAGCCAUUAUUUGAAAUUAUUAAAACGAGAUCACCCGAAUGGGUAUCAAGUAUGCCAGAUUUCGAAAAACUAAAUCACACUUCAGAGGAGCUAAGGCCACGUAAUUGCUGUGAUGAAUAUGCCGGGUCCGAUGAUGAUUUUGAAUUUAUUUCAUAGUUUAAAA
Messenger RNA from Musca vetustissima, 1303 nucleotides. RefSeq names its product cysteine protease ATG4B (gene Atg4a). The transcript is spliced from 5 exons. Bases 136 to 1296 code for a protein of 386 amino acids. Gene Ontology annotation, molecular function: protein-phosphatidylethanolamide deconjugating activity. NCBI's taxonomy places the organism in Eukaryota, Metazoa, Arthropoda, Insecta, Diptera, Muscidae. The record is from RefSeq and is a predicted model, not a curated record.